Messenger RNA from Morus notabilis, 2092 nucleotides. RefSeq names its product acyl-coenzyme A thioesterase 9, mitochondrial. Gene Ontology annotation, molecular function: fatty acyl-CoA hydrolase activity. The transcript is spliced from 5 exons. Lineage: Eukaryota; Viridiplantae; Streptophyta; Magnoliopsida; Rosales; Moraceae. The record is from RefSeq and is a predicted model, not a curated record. The coding region runs from base 210 to 1514 and encodes 434 amino acids. Gene Ontology annotation, biological process: acyl-CoA metabolic process.
AAAAAAAAAAAAGUUCUAACACCGCUCCUAAAAUCACGGAGAACCUGACUCAGACAACAAUUACUUUGGAUGACCCGCAGGCCGCAACUAAAGUUUCAGAAUUCAGAUCCUUUUCGUCUGAUUCAACAUCCACAACUAACCACACGAAAAAUCCAAUAUCUCCGUCUAAUCUGGUCAAGAACCAACGACCGAACCCCAAUCCAAGCUCGAUGGACGUGAAUUCCUCCCCCAAGUCCAACAACACCAUUUCCGUCUUCUCUACCUUCGUCCCGCCGUCGUCGGCCGACGCCAAGUCUUCGUCUCGAAAGCCAAUAAACCUGUGGCCAGGAAUGUACCAUUCGCCGGUGACGGAGGCGCUGUGGGAGGCGAGGUCGAAGAUCUUCGAGAGGCUUCUUGACCCGCCCAAAGACGCGCCGCCGCAGAGCGACUUGCUUACCAAGACUCCCUCCGAUAGCAGGACCACGAUUCUUUACAAUUUCUCCAACGAUUACAUCUUGAGAGAGCAGUACAAAGAUCCCUGGAACGAGGUCCGAAUCGGGAAAUUGCUCGAAGAUCUCGACGCCUUGGCUGGCACCAUAUCCGUUAAGCAUUGUUCUGAUGAUGAAUUCACAACGCGGCCACUGCUAUUAGUUACUGCUUCCGUUGACAAGAUCGUCCUAAAGAAGCCUAUUAGUGUUGACCUUGAUCUGAAAAUAAUUGGUUCUGUCAUUUGGGUUGGGCGGUCAUCAAUUGAGAUUCAACUAGAAGUCACUCAGUCCUCAAAAGAGGGUUCUAAUGCGUCAGAUGCAGUAGCUCUCACAGCCAAUUUCAUAUUCGUGGCCCGUGACUCUAAAACUGGGAAAGCUGCUCCAGUUAAUCACCUCUCGCCACAAACAGAACAAGAAACAUUGCUCUAUGAGGAAGCAGAAGCUAGGAAUAAUCUGAGGAAAAGGAAGAGACAAGAAGCAGCCAGAAAUGAGUUUGAGAAUGGGGAAGCAAAUAGACUCCAAACAUUAUUAGCUGAAGGAAGGAUCUUCUGCGAUAUGCCUGCUUUAGCAGACAGAAACAGCAUUCUUAUGAGGGACACGCGCCUCGAAAAUGCUCUGAUUUGCCAGCCGCAGCAGAGAAACAUCCAUGGUCGGAUCUUCGGAGGGUUUUUGAUGCACCGAGCAUUUGAACUGGCUUUCUCCACAGCCUAUGCUUUUGCAGGCCUGGUGCCUUAUUUCCUAGAAGUCGAUCAUGUUGACUUCUUGAGACCUGUGGACGUUGGAGAUUUCCUCCGCUUGAAAUCGUGCGUUCUAUACACCGAGGUUGAGAAUCCCGAUCAGCCUCUCAUUAACAUUGAAGUUGUUGCUCAUGUUACUAGGCCUGAGCUCAGAUCCAGUGAGGUAUCAAAUACCUUUUAUUUCACUUUUACCGUGCGGCCAGAGGUGAAGGCCUCAAACAAUGGAUUUAGGAUUCGCAACGUGGUUCCAGCAACCGAGGAAGAAGCUCGCCGUGUACUCGAGCGCAUGGAUGCUGAGACCUCCAGUUAGUAAGAGAGGCAUAAGAAAAUAAAUCUGAGUUCUGUUUUAUAACGGCACCGUAGUAAGCAAAGAGGCUGAUUAAUUGUCAGUGAAUUUGCUGGAACUUAAAAUGAUAGGAGAAGUCCCUUAAAAAAAAUGAUAGGAGAAGGAAAGAGGAAAAAUAAAUAAAUAAAUAGUGCUAAUAACAAUGUCUGAAAUAAUGGUUUGUUUGUUUUUUUUUUGACAGAAAAGGAUUCAUACAUGCAUAAUUAACGUAGGGACUACUGGUUUUAGCAUGAGUACCGAGUAAUUGUAAUUUGUGGAUGUGACAAUGAGAUCCCAAGUUUUCAUUUUAUAUGCAUUUGAUUGGUGGUUGUAGAAAUCUAUACAUUCGUCCACAACAACAGAAGAUUAUUCGAGAUUUAUUUUAGAGGUCUGUGCUGAUGAUUGAGUAGCAUAUAAAGCACACUAUUAGGAAAAACAUAAUAUAAUCCUUGUGCUAGGUAGUAGGGUGACCGUUCUUCCGAGCCUGGGAAAGAAAGUAAACAAAAGCAGCCCUUUUCUUUCCCCCUUUUUGCCCUUUUUCCCCCCCCUCGACUGGAUAUUAC